Molecule: messenger RNA, 2151 nt
Organism: Ricinus communis (castor bean)
Lineage: Eukaryota; Viridiplantae; Streptophyta; Magnoliopsida; Malpighiales; Euphorbiaceae
Product: MACPF domain-containing protein NSL1
Exons: 7
Coding region: 252-2066 (604 amino acids)
Biological process (GO): regulation of salicylic acid mediated signaling pathway; plant-type hypersensitive response
Cellular component (GO): plasma membrane
Source: RefSeq, a predicted model, not a curated record
CUCCCAAGUCAAAAAUUCACAAAAAAAGAAAAGAAAAAAGAGUCAUUUUCAACGCUUUUUUUUUUUUUUAAAAAAGAAAACGUCUCUCCUUAAACUGAAAUCACAGACUGCUUUAAUGGGUCUUCUCUUGUAUUGUUAUUAUUAUUCAUUGACAUCUCCACCUCCAUUACCUAAAACCCUAACCAACUCAACACUGUUUAAUAAUAACCCACCAAAAUUCUCAUUUUUUUUGCUCUGCUUGUUUAAAUCUUAUGGCUCUUAAUCGUUUUGACCCUCAAUCCGCAGCAGAGAAAGCUGUCUCAGUUAUUGGGUUUGGAUAUGAUUUCACUACUGAUUUAAGAUUAUCUUCUUGCAAACCGGGUCCUUCCGGUUCGCGAUUGAUCGAUAUUGACCCUACUCUGACACGAGACCUUGUCUUUCCAGGUGGGGUUGUUGUUAAAAAUGUUUCUACUGCAAUCAAAUGUGAUAAAGGGGAACGUACUAGGUUUCGCUCUGAUGUUCUCUCUUUUAAUCAGAUGUCGGAGAAGUUCAAUCAGGAUCUUUGUUUAUCGGGUAAAAUACCAUCUGGAUUAUUUAAUGCUAUGUUCGACUUCAGAGGAUAUUGGCAGAAAGAUGCAUCUUCUGUGAAAAGUUUAGCUUAUGAUGGUUGGUUUAUAUCUCUAUAUAACAUUGAGUUGGAAAGAUCCCAUAUUACUUUGUCCGAGCAGAUAAAACAAGAAGUGCCUACUUCAUGGGAUGCUGCGGCCCUUGCUGAGUUCAUUGACAAAUAUGGUACUCAUGUUGUUGUUGGAGUAAAGAUGGGAGGUAAAGAUGUUAUACACAUAAAGCAGUUACAGAAGUCAAGUGAUCAGCCUCCUGAAUUGCAGAAAUUGUUGAAGCAAUUAGCUGAUGAGAGGUUUUCAGAAGAGGGAAAUGCUAAUGAAUUGUCAAGAAAAGCAAUGGAUGAACAUUUCAGGAUGAACAUGUUAUAUGCUACUUCAAUUAGGCCAUCUGUCAUCACUUCCAUAAAGAAUGAGGAAAUACUGAGCGUUGCUAUCCGAAAGGGAGGUCUAGAUACUGGUCAAAGUCAUAAUCAGUGGCUCUCAACUAUACUGCAGUCACCAAAUGUGAUUUCAAUGUCCUUUGUGCCUAUUACAUCUCUGUUGAGUGGUGUCCGAGGAAAUGGAUUUCUAAGUCAUGCAAUAAACCUUUACCUUCGAUAUAAACCACCCAUAGAGGAACUCUAUCAGUUUUUAGAGUUUCAGUUACCUCGGCAAUGGGCUCCAGUAUACAGUGAUCUGCCUCUUACUCUUAAGCGCAGAAAGCAAGCAUCCCCAUCUCUUCGUUUUUCCUUCAUUGGUCCUAAGCUUUAUGUCAAUACUAUGCAGGUUGAUUCUGGAAAUAGGCCAGUGACAGGAAUCCGCUUAUACUUGGAAGGUAAGAGAAGUGACCACUUGGCCAUCCAUCUCCAGCACCUGUCCACUCUUCCCAAUAUUGUUCAACUCUCAGAUGAUCAUAGCUACAAGCCCAUUGAUGAACCUGUGGAUCGAGGUUACUUUGAACCUGUCAAUUGGAGCAUGUUCUCCCAAGUGUGCACUGCUCCAAUGCAGUACAAUGGAACCCGCAUUGAUGAUUCGGCUUCCAUAGUGACAAGGGCCUGGUUUGAGGUUAAGGUUAUUGGGAUGAAGAAAGUUUUGUUCUUGAGGCUUGGAUUCUCGAACGUGGCGUCAGCAAGGAUUCGAAGGUCAGAAUGGCAUGGACCUUCAACUUUGUCACGUAAAUCAGGAGUCUUCUCAAUGCUAAUGAGCACAAGAUUCAGUGCUGGACUGACACCACAGCCUGCAAAGCCAGUGAACGUGGAUGUGAAUUCUGCAGUUUUUCCUGGAGGUCCACCCUUGCCAACGAAGGCACCAAAAAUGCUAAACUUUGUGGACACAAAGGAGAUGGUGAGGGGUCCAGAGGACGCCCCUGGAUAUUGGGUAGUCACUGGAGCCAAGCUCUGUGUGGAAGGUGGUAGAAUCUCAAUCAAAGUGAAGUAUUCCUUGUUAGCCAUAAUGUCAGAGGACUCGAUGAUGUUGAUGUGCUAGUCUGCAUUCCGUUGUAAAUGAUGCCAGUGUACAUUAUUUGCUUAGAAUCGAUUUCUUAAAGAAAUGAUAAUUCAUCUUCAAUGUA